Messenger RNA from Onychostoma macrolepis, 1532 nucleotides. RefSeq lists its product as uncharacterized. Lineage: Eukaryota; Metazoa; Chordata; Actinopteri; Cypriniformes; Cyprinidae. Gene Ontology annotation, biological process: protein polyubiquitination; ubiquitin-dependent protein catabolic process. The transcript has 8 exons. The record is from RefSeq and is a predicted model, not a curated record. Bases 66 to 995 code for a protein of 309 amino acids. Gene Ontology annotation, molecular function: ubiquitin protein ligase activity.
AGGUAUCAGAAGAGAUUUGACUGCCAGUAGACAGACAGACACACUAAACAGCAGACGAUUUGGACAUGUCCGCUUCAGGGGAAGAGUGUCCUGUAUGCAGGGAAAACAUACAGAAUCCUUCUCAACCGUCUCCAUGCUGUGGAAAAGUAAUUUGCCAGCGAUGCCUCAGUCAGUCUAUUCGAUACAGGGCUCAUUGUCCAUACUGCAGAAGCUCAGUAGACAACGGUGAUUAUGAAAAUAAUACAUUCCUGCCUCCUAGAAGGAGAAGGCGUAUGCACCCAAUCCUGCCAGCAGAUUUUCAAUCAUUUAAUUCAAGAAGACCUAUUGGUGCAAACAUACAUGCUCGCCUUGGCCAACUUCGAGACUCAAUGGGACAACAGGCAGGCACUGCUGCUCAAGGCAGUCUGCCCUAUCAGGCUGCAGUGCCACCUGCCCCACAGAAUCAAACCCCUUUCCCUUUAAUUUCCUCUGCACGGCCCGUUCCUAUGCCUCGGACCAGAGCUUCAUUUGUGAAUUUAAUUGCUGCCCCACAACCGGCACCCUUUACUGCUGCCCCGUAUAGUGGUCUUAUCCAAGUCCUCCCGCCACCUGCCCCUGCCGCACUCCCGCUAAACCCUGUCCUGUCCCAGGAUAAUGUGCAGGCUGCAAUGGAUGAAUGGCCAUGGCAAACGGAGAUCAGUCUAAUGGAGAUGAAUCCACAAUCUCAGGGUUUAACUGUGAGGACUUUUGUGUGUCCGUACUGCCAGGAGAAUGGACUGGAUGAACUCGAUCUACGUGAUCACUGCAAUGAACAUCAUGCCAAUGACAGCAAACGUGUGGUGUGUCCAGUGUGUGUGCGGACGCUCCACGGUGAUCCACAGUACUACAGCCGUAACUUCAUUGGCCACCUCAACCUGCGUCACUGCUACUAUCUGGAUGAUAUAACUAAUCUCAACCAGACUGAUGAGAUGAACAUCCAGUGUGCAAUUCUAGCAUCAUAUAGGGAGAGUUUUUAGAUCUCAUUUUGAGAAAGAUGACAAUACAGUUCUCGGGUGUUUUUCUGGACAACAUCUUAAAAAAUGCUUGGGAAGAAGAUUCUGAACCACAAGGACAUAAACAAUUGAGAAAUCAGUCAAAGAAAUGGUAUAUCGAGGAUGUGAUAUUGAUGUUACCAAUGUUAUGUAAAAUAUAAUAUGGAAAUGUUGAAAUUUUGUUUUUUGAUUGAAAUGGUUUUAAGGCAACAGAAAAUGCUUGAUUUAAUAGAUAUUUUAAAAGGUAAUGCAUUUUCAUAUGUUAUCUGGUGCAUCUCAGGAAUUGAUCAUGCCUUUAAAAUUACUAGUUAUGAUUUAUCUGCCAAAAACUUUUUGCACUAUUUAGCUCUUCUCAGAUAAAAUAUUUAUUGCAUGUACUGUACCCUUAUAUUUUUUAUACUGUUUUUGGGCUUUACUUUGUGGGGAAAAUGUUGAAUGAAUGUUCAAGUGAUAUCAGGCUCUGUAAAUCUAUUUAUUCUGUACCCCGAUGUAAAAAAAAAAAGUGCAAUAAAAGUUUUAAUA